CGAUCAAAAUCAAAGGAAAUUCUCUAACAAAUAGGCGGUUUUGUUGAUUCAAAAAAAAAAAAGAAAGAGUAGUCUUCGAUCAGUAGAUUAACCUGUACUUCGAUUGGGAAACUGGGCAUUCAAUAGUUUUAAUGUGUUUCCUGAAUUGGUAGGGAAAAUAGAGAGAUUUGUCCGUAUUUUCUCAUCCCCUUAUUGGCGCUUUAUUCCCUCGAGAGAUAAAGAAAUAAAAGCAUUUCCAGAGAAAAUCUCAAAUUUUUUGGUGGGCGAAGGAUUCUGUGUUUUUGUUCCUCCGACCGAUAUUCAAGAAGUGCCAAGUUGGGUAUUAUAGCGAUAAUCUCUGGUAACCAUUUGGAUGGUUUGUGUGAUUCGCAAUAUCAAGUUGAGUUCUUUGUGUUUUUGGUAGGUAGCUGUGAGGCUUGGCUUAUCUGAAUUCGUGUUUCUUGUUGAUUGCAAGACGAUCAAGAUUUUGGCUUCAAACCCAAGUGACCCAUUAGCGUUUUCUGCGUAAAUUUGAUCGGGUUUGGGGAGCUGUUUCUUGUAGCUGGAAAUUUUUGAUCGGAGGGAGAUUUAUUUCAUUGUGCAGUUUCUUUUGUGUUCUGACAGAAAUUCUGUUUGAUUACGACAAUAAACCGUAACGGAGGUUUUCUCAUGGGAGGAUCGAGAAGGAUCUUCUCCUUUUGAUUCUUGAGGUUCUUUCUUUCUCGGCUGGUACAUAGAAAUCUGAUCCGCGGCUCUGAUAUUUCAACCAUGGCUGCGAAAUCUGGUGCUCUUGAUUACUGGCGUAAGUACUUCGGAAGUACGAAUUUGGACAUCUUUGAGGUCAUCGAGUAUGCGAUCGUGGUUGCUGCUUCGGAUUGUCCCAAAGAGUUUAAGAUGAGAAGGGAUCGAAUUGCUGAGCGGCUCUAUACAUGUAAAUAUACUAGGUGUUCUGGGUGUGAUCGUGUGGAACUAGCAGUACCAGAGGAGGAAUUAGGCGAUGAUGGAGGUUGCAAAAGUGGUGGUGACUUUGAGGUUUCUGUUGGGAAGGAGAGCAAGGUUAAUAGCUGUACAAAAGAUAACCCUGAGGCUGACCUGAACAGGGUGAGUAAUUACAGCUUUGAUGAAGCAGAGGCACUGACGGAAGAGAUUGAGGAGGAAACUCAGAUUGUUGGUGAGGUCUUGAGGAUCAAAGAGAUUCUUUUUGACAGUCAAUAUCAGUCUGAUGGGAUAUUGUUCGAAUCAUUAAGGAGGCUUCAAUUGAUGGCGCUUACUGUGGAUACAUUGAAGGCAACUGAAAUUGGAAAGGCUGUAAAUGGUCUCCGGAAGCACCAUUCCAAGCAGAUUCGUCACCUUGCAAGAACUCUUAUUGAUGGCUGGAAGGUUAUGGUUGAUGAGUGGGUGAAUGCAGCAGCUGUAGUUGCAGUUGCAGGUGCCACAGAAAGUUCCCCAGAUUCUGUAAACCCUUCUGUCGUUGAUGAAGAAGAAGGGUUGCCUUCACCUCCACUGGAUGAAGGAGCAUUCUUUGCAACUCAGACUACUUCAAUAGAGCUUUCUCAGUUCUUUGAUGGAAUGGAUGAUGAUGGAAAUCCUCGAAACAAUGGGGAAUUCGACAAGAAUCGGGAGAAUGGAAGAAAAGCAACAAUGGAGAGCCACAAUAUUCCCAGGAGGAAACCACCACCUCACAGUGAAUCGAAUUCGCUCUCCAAGGAUAGCAAAGGCCAGCAGCCAGUACGGAAACCCGACACUAUCAUCAAGCAAACUAAGCCUUCCAGCACUGAGUCUGGGCCAGGGAGACCUCCAAAGCAAAGCUCAGAACCCAAAGCCAGUAACGAGACGAAGUUCCAACAAAGGAUGGAUCUCACUGGAAUCCAGAAAAGGCCAGUGGCCGGUCAACAAGAUAAAUCGAAGUUGACAGAUGAAAUUUCAGUGCGAGCGAAACUUGAAGCUGCUAAGAGGAAGCUUCAAGAGGGGUACCAACAAGCUGAGAAUGCCAAGAAACAGCGGACGAUACAGGUCAUGGAGUUGCAUGAUCUCCCCAAGCAGGGGCUUGGUCAGAGACAUCCCCAUGUUAAACCUGGCAACCAUAAUAGGCAUUGGGCAAAUGGACGACGGUAG
Messenger RNA from Telopea speciosissima, 2094 nucleotides. Its product is annotated as probable mediator of RNA polymerase II transcription subunit 26b. The coding region runs from base 748 to 2094 and encodes 448 amino acids. NCBI's taxonomy places the organism in Eukaryota, Viridiplantae, Streptophyta, Magnoliopsida, Proteales, Proteaceae. The record is from RefSeq and is a predicted model, not a curated record. Gene Ontology annotation, cellular component: nucleus. The transcript has 9 exons.